CCGUCCCGUCCCGAGCCGAGCGAACCCGGCCCGGCUCGGCCGCGGAAGGAGAACGAGAAGGAGGAGGAGAAGGAGGAGGAGGAGGAAAAGGAGGAGGAGGCGGCGGCGGUGGCGGUGCUUCCCCCUCCCUCCCUCCCUGCCCGGCGGGACAAAGGGCUGCGGCGCGCAGGAGCCAUGGGCCGGGGGCCGCCGCGGUAGGAGCAUCCCGGGGCCGGCGGGGACGCGGCACUGGACAUGGAGCCGGCGGCGCGGGCCAGCGGGGAUAUCCUGAGGCGGAACCCGCAGCAGGACUACGAGCUGAUCCAGCGGGUGGGGAGCGGCACCUACGGCGACGUGUACAAGGCUAGAAAUCUUCAUACAGGAGAACUGGCUGCUGUAAAAAUAAUCAAGUUAGAGCCUGGAGACGACUUCUCACUGAUCCAGCAAGAGAUAUAUAUGGUUAAAGAAUGCAAACACUGCAACAUAGUCGCCUAUUUUGGGAGUUAUCUCAGCCGUGAGAAGCUGUGGAUAUGCAUGGAAUACUGUGGUGGGGGAUCCCUCCAGGACAUUUACCAUGUAACAGGACCUCUGUCAGAGUUGCAAAUUGCUUAUGUGUGCAGAGAAACUCUACAGGGUCUUGCUUAUUUACACAUGAAGGGCAAAAUGCACAGAGAUAUAAAGGGUGCAAACAUUCUCCUCACAGACCACGGAGAUGUUAAAUUGGCUGACUUUGGGGUAGCAGCAAAAAUAACAGCCACUAUUGCAAAGAGGAAAUCCUUUAUUGGCACCCCUUACUGGAUGGCCCCCGAGGUGGCGGCGGUGGAGAAGAACGGGGGGUACAACCAGCUGUGCGACAUCUGGGCCGUGGGCAUCACUGCCAUCGAGCUGGCAGAGCUGCAGCCACCCAUGUUCGACCUGCACCCCAUGAGGGCUCUGUUUUUAAUGUCAAAAAGUAAUUUUCAACCACCAAAGCUCAAGGAAAAAGCAAAAUGGUCAGCAACAUUCCAUAAUUUUGUCAAAAUAGCACUUACAAAAAACCCAAAGAAGAGACCGACAGCAGACAGACUUCUCACUCACAGCUUUGUAGGGCAGCCUGGUCUCUCCAGGUCUUUAGCAGUUGAGCUGUUGGACAAAGUCAACAACCCCGAGAACCACACCCACUACGGGGAAGUCGACGACGACGAUUUUGAGCCUCACUCCGUGAUCCGCCACACCAUCCGCUCCACCAACAGGAACAUCCGGGCAGAGAGAACAGCAUCAGAGAUCAACUUUGAUAAGCUGCAGUUUGAGCCCCCUCUACGGAAAGAAACAGAAGCUCGGGAUGAAAUGGUUGUGGCAGCUGGCAGUGACUUUGCUUCACAUUGGAAUCCUUUUGUUGAUGGAAACAACAAAUCGACACUAAAGCGAGCUGGGCCACCCCCACUGCCUCCCAAGCCGAGGAUGAACAAUUACCCUGAGGAGAACCUCCCUGAUGACAACAGAUGCCAGACCAUAAAACACUUCCCAGAGUCCCAGAGCAGAGCCCCAGCAGCCCACAGGAGACAGAGCAUCCCAGUCUGUGGGCCCCAGGCUGAUUCCUGCCCCGUGGGGAUGACCAGCAGCAUCAGCAGCCCUGGACUGCUCACAGCCAGAUACAGCGACCUGGGCAAUGGGAAUGGGAUGCUGAAACACAUCGAGGAGAACGCAGAAGGACCUGGACAAAUCCCUCAGCUGCCACGGAAAAAGGAGAAGAGAGAUUUCCCUAAACCAGCAAUCAAUGGUUUGCCUCCGACUCCGAAGGUGCUGAUGGGAGCCUGUUUUUCCAAAGUCUUUGAUGGUUGUCCUUUGAAGAUUAAUUGUGCAACUUCAUGGAUACAUCCAGAUACUAAAGAUCAGUACAUCAUCUUUGGCACAGAAGAAGGGAUCUACACUCUGAAUUUGAAUGAACUUCACGAAGCAACCAUGGAGCAGUUAUUUCCUCGAAAGUGCACCUGGCUGUACGUUAUCAACAACACCUUAAUGUCCCUGUCAGAAGGGAAAACAUUCCAGCUGUACUCCCAUAAUUUAAUAGCUUUGUUUGAACAAGCCAAAAAAACAGGAUUAGCUGCUCAUAUUCAGACCCACAGAUUUCCUGACAAAAUAUUACCCAGGAAAUUUGCCUUAACAACCAAGAUCCCUGACACAAAAGGAUGCCACAAAUGCUGUAUAGUACGAAAUCCAUACACAGGCCACAAGUACCUGUGUGGUGCAUUGCAGUCAGGAAUUGUCCUGCUCCAGUGGUAUGAGCCAAUGCAGAAAUUCAUGUUAAUAAAGCACUUUGACUUCCCCCUGCCCAGCCCCCUGCACGUGUUCGAGCUGCUGGUGAUCCCGGAGCAGGAGUACCCCAUGGUGUGCGUGGCCAUCUCCCAGGGCACCGAGCCAAACCAGGUGGUGCACUUCGAGACAAUCAACCUCAACUCUGCCUCCUCCUGGUUCACUGAGAUCGGGGCAGGCAAUCAGCAGUUGGAUGCCAUUCACGUGACACAGCUGGAGAGAGACACUGUCCUGGUCUGCCUGGACAAAUUUGUGAAAAUAGUGAAUUUACAAGGGAAAUUGAAGUCAAGCAAGAAGUUGGCUUCUGAGCUGAGCUUUGAUUUCUGCAUCGAGUCAGUGGUGUGCCUUCAGGACAGCGUGCUGGCCUUCUGGAAACAUGGCAUGCAGGGCAAGAGCUUCAAGUCAGAUGAAGUGACCCAGGAGAUAUCUGAUGAAACCAGGGUUUUCCGCCUGCUGGGCUCAGACAGAGUGGUUGUGCUGGAGAGCAGGCCCACAGAAAACCCCACAGCUCACAGCAACCUCUACAUCCUGGCUGGACAUGAGAACAGUUACUGAGCAGCACUCGCCCCCAGAGAGCAGAGGGAAUUGGCCACGCUGGGACCCAGGAGCGCCGGGAAACCGGGACUUGCUGCUUCUUGUCUGACACCCGAGUUGUGCUGGUUUUUAGGGUGGGAAUCAAUCCAUUUUUGCAGCUGGGAACAGCUGGUUCUGUCUCUUGCCACUGUGUGGUUGGUUAUGUCGAGUUUGCUUAAUAAAAGCUGAGAUAAAGA
Vidua macroura (Pin-tailed whydah) is the source of this 3041-nucleotide messenger RNA. It is a transcript of the gene MAP4K5, whose product is annotated as mitogen-activated protein kinase kinase kinase kinase 5. Lineage: Eukaryota; Metazoa; Chordata; Aves; Passeriformes; Viduidae. Bases 235 to 2826 code for a protein of 863 amino acids. Gene Ontology annotation, biological process: protein phosphorylation. The record is from RefSeq and is a predicted model, not a curated record. Gene Ontology annotation, molecular function: ATP binding; MAP kinase kinase kinase kinase activity. The transcript is spliced from 33 exons.